Messenger RNA from Kalmanozyma brasiliensis GHG001, 513 nucleotides. RefSeq lists its product as uncharacterized. Bases 1 to 513 code for a protein of 170 amino acids. The transcript is spliced from 2 exons. The record is from RefSeq and is a predicted model, not a curated record. Lineage: Eukaryota; Fungi; Basidiomycota; Ustilaginomycetes; Ustilaginales.
AUGACAGCGCCACUUUCCUCAGUAGCACCGCCUCGGUCCAACCUCGUCAAGCUGAGCGAGCGCGACUUGCUCGACUAUCGCGCCGUGCAAAGGACCUUUGAUGGCGCCUACGCGAGGACGGCGCUCGGCCAGCUGUGCUAUGCCACCGUCAUCCUGCGUCUCUUCCAGCCCAAGUUCUUCUAUGUCGGUCUGGUCUACGCAAUCUUGGGCAUGGGCUUCAUCCCAGUCGCCAUCUUUCGCUAUCGGAUGGCGGUGAGCAACGCGCAGCGCUUGAUGCCUCUCGAUCCGAUCGCUGCGCCACACGACCUGUCAUCAGGUCCAGCAACUUCGGAACAGGGAUCGUCAGAUCAGAUAGGACAGACGUCGCGGUCGAUUGGAGCCAGACAGACGCCAGCACCCGUACAGACCGUGCUGCGCCAAAGCUUCGUGACAGCCGGAUCGGUCGUGGCGGCUGCUACCGCUUUUGUGGGCCUCGCCGAGGUUGCCCUUUUAGUGCUCAUCCUUCGUUUGUAG